Messenger RNA from Malaya genurostris, 1602 nucleotides. RefSeq names its product protein takeout-like. The record is from RefSeq and is a predicted model, not a curated record. The transcript has 4 exons. NCBI's taxonomy places the organism in Eukaryota, Metazoa, Arthropoda, Insecta, Diptera, Culicidae. The coding region runs from base 232 to 1287 and encodes 351 amino acids.
CGAUCGGUUUCAGUUGAUCGUUGGAAAAUUUCUCCGAUGCACGCCGGAUCUGCUCCCGAUAAGACGGGAUUCGUUCGAUAGCAGCAGGCAAAACAGCAAUCAGCCUACUAGGAUCAAGAAAUUGUUAUGUAAAAAGUGAGAGUGAAACGGAACACGCUUUGGAAAGUCGGAAUCGGAAGUUUUCUGUAAAGUGAUUUCAAGGAAGGAAUAGAAAGUGUCAUUUGUGCAAUUAUGAGUCCAUUUGAACCGAUAAUUGUACUGAGUGGGGCGAUUAUUCUAAUAUCUGUGAUCAAUGUAGGCGACUGUGCGUUGCCAAGCGUCAUGAAGGUGUGCGCUCGGGAUGAACCCAAGCUAGAGCAGUGCAUCAUCGACGCGGUGGAGCACAUUCGGCCCAACCUGGCGAACGGAGACUUCGGGCCGGAAUUUAUGGUACCGUCGAUAGAACCGCUCUACCUGGAACUGGUGAAAAUACAGCAAGGCAAGGAUCUUCAGGCGACGUUCACCAAGAUUAACAUUUAUAACGUCAGCACCUUCAAGCUCGAACGAAUUCAGGCCAAACCGAGCAAUUUGUCAUUCGACAUCGCAUUGACGAUACCGAAACUCAACUUCAGCGGAAAUUACGCACUUAAAAUGAAGAUACUGGUGCUCAAUUUGCAAGGCAAAGGAAACAUAACCGGGGUGCUCUCUAAGGUACGCAUCGGGUUUCGGGUCCGAGGUUUCACGGAGAAUGUCAACGGCACCGACUACGUGCGAUUCCACCGGCUUGGCCUACGGAUAAAGGUCGAGGACGGAAGGUUCGCGUUGGACAACCUGUUCGGAGGCGAUCCGGCACUCGGCAAGAUCGGCAAUCAGGUGAUCAAUGAAAAUUCAAGAAUUUUCAUUGACGAAAUGAUACCGGGCUUGGAGCGGAGCCUGAGCAAAACUUUUACCGGGAUCGUCAACAAACUGCUCAAGAUGGCUACCCUGGACGACUUGUUCCCGGAGAAAGUCGAGAAGGUCGACAAAGCAGAGAAAACCGAAAAAGUAGACAAAGUCAACAAAGAGGAAAAAGACGAGAAAGCUAAGAAUGAGGAGAAAGACGAUAAACCCAAGAAAGAGGAGAAAGACGAGAAAUCCAAGAAAGAGGAGAAAGAGGAGAAAGACGCGAAAUUGAAGAAAGAGGAGAAAGACGAGAAAUCCAAGAAAAAGGAAAAAGACGACGAAGCCAAGAAAGAGGAGAAAGACGAGAAAACAAAAAAAGACAAUAACGUGAAGAAAGAUGAGAAAGCAGAGAAAGCCAAGGAGUGAGGACCAUUAGGUGGUGAUUUGCGCAUGCAUCGCGCUUUUUGUGAUAUGUGCUGUGUUAUUUUACUUGCAAAUAUAGUAGAGAGGUUUGAAACACUGGAAUGGAGAUGUGGUUCAAAAUUUUAUUGCAAAACAGAAUUUAAUAAAAUAAUUCCAUUUCGAAUUCCUUGUAGGUUUUGAUGAUAUCGAGUGAAACUAUUACUCGUAAAAUAUUUUAAUUCAAUCGGACUAGGUGAUACUCGAGAUUAGCAAGACAAGCACAAAAUAGCGAAUUGAUGGAAUAGUUAUUGAAAUAAAUUCUUUGUCAAUACGCACCGA